UAGGUGACCAAUGGGAGAGUAAUCUUUUAAUUCUGAUGAUUAAAUACCAUGAAAUCCGUUUUUAUCAGCAUUACUUAUUUAAAUUAGUUUAGCAGUCACCGUGCAACUUUAUGAGAUCUUUUAGUUUUUGGACAGCACGUGGUUGACACGGCAAAGGAUUUCAAGUGUUUGUAAGCCUCCAGAGACAGCAUCUCGACAUGCUACCGGCGGUGCGGAACUGUUUGCCCUCCGCGGCUUUUUUAAGUUCGCUGUGUCACGGAUGCGGUAACAGAGGCGGUUUGUUUUAUCUGCCGGUGCGUGGUAUGAGUUGGUCUCCGCGGCAGAUAAAUCAGUGCAACAACGAGGAUUCCUCUGACCCUCCUCCUGAAGAAAGCCCCCGGGUACUCAUCACAGGUGGAUUAGGGCAGCUUGGUGUUGGGCUGGCACAACUGCUGAGGGAACAGUAUGGGAAGGAAAAUGUGAUCCUGUCUGACAUCAAGAAGCCACCCCUGGACGUGUACCGCAGUGGACCGUUUGUCUACGCCGAUGUAUUGGAUUAUAAGAACUUGAGGGAGUUGGUGGUGAACAACCGGAUCACUUGGCUGGUGCAUUACAGUGCUCUGCUCAGUGCCGUGGGGGAAGCCAAUGUGACCUUAGCCCGCACCAUCAACAUCACAGGCCUUCAUAAUGUGCUGGACCUGGCACUGGAGAACUGCUUGCGUCUCUUUGUUCCAAGCACCAUUGGAGCAUUUGGACCAUCGUCCCCCCGUGACCCUGCACCUGACCUGUGUGUCCAGAGGCCACGAACCAUCUAUGGAGUGUCCAAAGUUCAUGGAGAGUUGAUGGGGGAGUACCUCUAUCACAAAUAUGGCUUGGAUUUCCGUUGCUUACGCUACCCUGGUGUCAUCUCAGCUAACACCAAGCCUGGAGGAGGAACAACAGACUAUGCUGUCCAGAUUUUUCACGACGCCCUCAGCACAGGCCAUUACGAGUGUUACCUGCGACCGGACACACGCCUUCCAAUGAUGCACAUUGCUGACUGCCACCGUGCCACUGUAGAGUUCAUGCAGGCCCCCGAAUGUCAGCUGUCCUUGCGCACCUACAACAUUGCUGCCAUGAGCUUCACCCCUGAGGAAUUAGCUGAAGAAAUACGCAAACACCUGCCCCACCUGAAAGUCACCUACAACCCUGACUCAGUCCGCCAGACUAUUGCGGACAGCUGGCCAGUGCGAUUUGACGACUCCAAUGCACGAAGAGACUGGGGUUGGAGGCCGGCUUAUGGGCUUUCAGAACUUGUUACAGACAUGAUCUGCUCUAUCCGCGACAAGAGGACCAAUGCUGGGCUUUCAGUCAGCUAGCAGGCACAGUCAACAGAGACUUCACUUCCCAACAACUCCCUUUAAGUCACACUUCCAGUAGAGUGCAAGGAGGGGCACACACACAAACACACAUACCACUCCAAACCUCCUUUUAUUUAAUGAGGAAUCCUACUCACACCAGGACUCCUCUAUCACACCAGGGAUAUUCCAGCCCCGGGGAACCACUCAUGAACCCCCAACCUUUAAGCUAAACCCCCUGAAGUGACCAAAACAGUGAACACACACACACACACACACAGACACACACACACAUUCAUACAAAUGCACCCACAAACACACACACACAGUGCACUAACAUAGCACAGUCACACACUUACUCACAAACAACACUCAUACAUGCUCUAACCAGCAGCCUUACUCUUUUUCAGGGAACUAUACUGUCAACCAUACUGUUGUGACUAUUGCAUUUGUGUUGUUUUAAUUGUGAUAGGGAGAAGAUAAAUAAAACCCAUCAUCAGGUUUCUGCCUUAAUUAUCUUACACAGCAUCAUAGCCUUGCUCACAGCUGGGAAUGAGAUCCAGGAGAGAACAGCGCAAAACAGCACUGCAGAAUAAGACAUUACGGAUGGAUCAGUAGAGGGAUACUGAGACACUGCGCUGAUAGAGGGAAUGGAGGACAUCCAAUGUUAUAUAAGGCAAUGCUGUUGGAUGGAUACCCGUAUCUAAAAUAUUGUAUCUUUAUCUUUCUUUUCCAACAGGUGUGAUUUUUAGCCCAGAUGCGUAUUGUGUUGAGAGAGCCCAAAUGAAACCAGCUUUUCAAUCCUCACUCAUAGGCCAAUUGACAAAAUUGCAGUGUAAAUGAUUCAUGAAAAAUGAAUAAAUAGCUUAAUUUAUCAAAUACCCAUGAAUGCCUUCAGAGAGAGGUAAAUAUUGUGUGUUGGGAUUUUGUGGUAUAUAUCUGAGGUGUAAGAUUUAUUUGCAGCUCCUUAAUUGUACUCGGUAGCAGACUAUCGUCAACAUACUUUUUUCACUAUAAACAUUGUUCAAAAUAUUGGCUACUGUCGAUGAAUAUGGUUUCAAUCGGGAUCACUCUUGUAAUUUAGGACUAUCUUACCAUAAUUGCUGCUUGACAUCAUCAUUAUUCUCUUAACAAAAACCCUGAAGAAAUAUGAACUCCAAGACAUAACUGUUACUUUUAAUAAAAGGAAAAAAAUA
Messenger RNA from Clupea harengus (Atlantic herring), 2512 nucleotides. It is a transcript of the gene tdh2, whose product is annotated as L-threonine dehydrogenase 2. Gene Ontology annotation, biological process: L-threonine catabolic process. The record is from RefSeq and is a predicted model, not a curated record. NCBI's taxonomy places the organism in Eukaryota, Metazoa, Chordata, Actinopteri, Clupeiformes, Clupeidae. Gene Ontology annotation, molecular function: L-threonine 3-dehydrogenase activity.